Messenger RNA from Labrus bergylta (ballan wrasse), 250 nucleotides. Lineage: Eukaryota; Metazoa; Chordata; Actinopteri; Labriformes; Labridae. The record is from RefSeq and is a predicted model, not a curated record.
UGCUCGGCGCUCUCCUCUCCUGCCUGGCCGUUAACUCUGUGUUCGAUUACUCCUGACUGUGUUCCGGUGUGUCGUCGCUGUGUUUAUCUGCUCCGUUACGUUACUGCUACGUUUAGUGACCGGCUAACCGGAAACAACAAACCGACUGCUGGAGAGAUAAACGAGCCCAGCAGGAAGCAUGUCGACCGCGCUGGAGAGCUACAUCAACCGAACUGUGGCCAUCGUGACGUCAGACGGAAGGAUGAUAGUG